GCCGAAGCACACGACCGAGAUAGGUGAAAAUUUUCAGAAAAUCGCUUCUGAAUUGGUGUAAUUCGUUUUUCGACUGCAAACGGAUAAAUAAGUGGACUAGUAAUCCUUAAAUAUUUUCUGUGCGUGGCUAGUAAAUAUAUUUUUUAAAACAGAUAAGUGUAAAUUGUGAAUUUUGCCAUUGCCGCAGUGUUUUGCAACGCAGUAAGCAAAGCAGCACCGCGCUGGCCGCAGUAGCGCCGCCAUUGAAAGAAGAAAUUUUAAUACGUCGCGUUUUUUGCCAAUCCAUUUGUCGUGUCGCACCUGGCAAGAGAAAUCAUAUUUUGUGAGCUGAAUAAACAACACUAAAUCAAAGGAAGUCGCAGGCUCUUUGUUGCACUUUUAAAUUUUGUGUUGCACUGCAGAACUAUUUUCUGAUAGAUAUUGGCAUAAAAAAUAGCAAAGAUGAGUGGCGGAAUGCCCGAAUUGGGCUCUAAGAUCAGCUUGAUCUCUAAAGCUGAUAUUCGGUACGAGGGUCGCCUGUAUACCGUAGAUCCCCAGGAGUGCACUAUUGCUUUGUCGAACGUUCGAUCUUUUGGAACCGAGGACCGGGAGACACAGUUCCAAAUUGCUCCACAGAGUCAAAUAUAUGAUUAUAUUCUAUUUAGAGGUUCUGAUAUCAAAGACAUUCGGGUUGUUAAUAACAGCCUUCCACAUCCAAAUGAUCCGGCUAUAAUGCAAGUGCAGUUACAAAAUGGGCAACAUAUGAUGCCGCAUUUCCCCAUGCCCAACAUGAAUCCUCCACAUGCACCGCCGAUGAGUGCAGUAGGGGGUUAUGGAAACCCAUUUGGAAUAGGAGGAUUAGGUAUUGGAGGAGCUGGUGGUGCCCCUUCUUUAGCUCCUGGCUCCGGAGCACCUGGACCAUAUAUAUUAGGUGGUGGUAAUCAACCACAACCACCAAAUCAACCGCCACAGCAGCAGCAACAAUCGAAAUCACAGCAGCAACAAAAACAACCAAACUUACUUGCCGGUGCAUCGCGUUCAACGACACCUAUGAGCCAUGUUUCGCUAAAGAGUGGUUCCCCCGAUAUGGUCGCUCAGCAACAGCAUCAAAAUCAACAUUCGAAUCAGAACACUGGACAUGGCGGCAACUCGCGUGAUGCUGGCCACAAGCGACAAAAUCACCAACAACGUGGUGGCAACAACAAUCAACGCAACAAUGAUUUUUACCAACAGUCACGUGAUCGUCGUGACUCUGGACGUCACACCGAGGGCAACUACAACAACCAACAUCAUGAGGUUCGUGGCGGUAACAAUUACAGCAACCAACGUAAUAACCAUCAACGUGGUGGAGGUAGCGGCGGGGGUGGUGGUGGCCCAAACCAUGCUUGGACCAUGCACCGUGGUGGCCCCAAUAAUGGAAACAAUAUGAUGGUACGCAACCGAGGUGGCGGACGUGGGCGGAUGCAAAAUCAAGGCUUUCGACCAAUGGGCGGUCCUGGCGGCAAUCAAAAUAAACCCCGGAAUCCGAAGAAUGCAAUUAAGUUUUUACAAGAUUUCGACUUUGAGCAGGCCAAUGUUAAAUUCGAGGAGCUACGUUCCCAAUUGUCCAAAUUAAAGGUGGGCGAAGAACCCAAAGCAGAGCAGAUAAACGGUGAAACUGAAAAGAAGGAAGACUCCGGUAAUGAGACCGGUGCCGGAGAACAUGAACCGGAAGAAGAGGAAAUUACUGUUGGAUAUGAUAAGACAAAGUCCUUCUUUGAUAAUAUUUCAUGCGAGGCAGCACAGGAUCGUAGUAAGAAUAAGAAAAACGACUGGCGUCAGGAGCGCAAGUUAAACAGUGAAACAUUUGGAUUUUCAUCUACAAGACGUGGCGGAUAUCGUGGUCGCGGCAAUUAUUACAAUCGUAAUAUGGGCUCUUAUGGCGGUGGUUACAAUCGAAACUAUCGUGGAGGUAGUAAUUAUCGCAAUCGUAGCAGAAAUCCGAAUGCAGCCUCGACCAACGUAAACGGUGGUGCUCCUAAUACUAAUACUGGAAACACCGGUACGCCUAAUAACAAUGGUGCCAAUACGGCUGUCGCACUCAAAACUCAAGUGCAAGCACCACAACCUUCGGUCUCAUCGUCUGGCUCAACCCCAAACGCCACGAAAUUAGCAUCUGUGGAGAAUAGUAACACACCACAGCCAAUCGCAGCUGGCGGAGCUGGCCAAUAAUAACAAUUCUCAGAACCAAAUAAGAAGGCAUCAAACACUACAAUACUAGCAAAAGAAGCCACAAGAAAUCAACAAAUAUCAAAUAUAUCAAGUACAGUACAUAAAUGAGAACAUCAUAAAAAGAAAAAAAUAUCUAUGCAUCAUAUAAAUGGGAAAAGCUAAUCGAAUGUACGGAAGAAAUAUAUAUUUAUAUGUGGAUGUUCUUCGCUCUUUGUGAGAGUAGACAAAUAAAGCUUCAAAGUGUUUUACCAAAUAUUUCUUCCACUAACUCCGAUGCAUACCAAUAAAUCUACUUUUACAACAACAUCAAUAUGUAUUUGAGCGUUUAAGGAGUUAAAUAAGACGUCAAUGCGAAUGCGAAUAAUAUUAAUAAUGAUGAUUAAGAAUAUACAGAAAACAAGAAAAUACAACGUGGAAUCGUUCAAAGAUGUUAGUAAAAUAGUUUUAUUAAAUCUGAUACAAACACAAGUCCAAACGAAAGAAUUACAACAACAAACAACAACAAGAUAAAAAAUCAGCGAAACAAAAAAGAAAAUGAAAGAAUUUGUAUGUUAUAAAAAAUGAAAUGAAAUUGAGUUUUAAGAAGCAAAAAGAGAAUUAAAUUGAAUGAAACUAUUAAUGUUCUGAGGGAACUUAAGAAGAUUGCUUAUCAAUGAGAUGAGAAUGAGAAAGAUGAAUGUAAUUUAAAGAGAGGGAAGCGCUACCGUAAAGGCAGAAUUAAUUACAUGGAGAGAUGGUGGUGGUAUGUUUUGAAAAUCGAAGCAUACAAAUACGAAAGCAUUUACAAAAUAUUAAAACAAGAGAAAAUAAAAUUAGAAAUAUAAAACGACUUUUAUGCUGAAUCCUUAAUUAAAAGAGAAAUUCAAUUUAUAAAUUACAAAUACCUAUAAUAAAAAGAAAUUUUAACAUUUUGCAGAGAAUGAGAGUGAGCCAAAUAAAAUCAGCAUAAAUUAAAUUCAAGAAGAAGAAAAGGAAACAUAUAAGUAAAUAAAUAAUAUCAGGUUAACACAACACGAAAAAUGUCGAUAUGCCCAUGCUUACAAACUACUCAUGCACACACUCACACAACACAACACAAAGCUGGCCUAUGAUAUGCGAUGUAUAUUCAGCGCAGUAAAAGAACGUUAUCUCUAAAACGCACAUGUAUAGUAUGUAUGUAUAGCAAUUGGCGUCCAAUUUACGGUGACGGCAUUACCAACAGUGUUAAGUUGACCGAAGGAACUGAGUUUUAGGCCAAGCAGCUGAAAGCAAAGCAGAAAAUAUGUUAUAAUAGUUAGAAGGAAAGUAAAAUUCUAAGAAUUUUAUACCAGAAAUCAACAUAACUUACGUUUUCUCAACUUUAAUACAACUACCAAUACUACUACUACUAUUAUUAAUACUAUUUUAAUUUUAAGAGUUAAAAUAUUUUAAAAAUUGUACAAUUAAAUUGAAUGGCUUAAACUGCUAAGCAAACAUGUUUGUCAAUAAUUGCACAUAUUCAUUAAGAAACUAACUGAACGAAAGUGCGUGCAGAUUGGUGCCAAUGACAAGUUGUAACAAGUUUGAUUUGCUUAUAAGGUUAGUUCGAUUUGUUAAUUAACAGUUUUCCUUUGCAAAGACAUGUAUUACAUCGUACUCAUAUCAUCCUAUAUAUGAUUAUCAUAAAGCAAAGUGCAAAAAUAAAGUUUCCUUCGAGUUAGUUUGAAUAAAGAA
Messenger RNA from Zeugodacus cucurbitae (melon fly), 3882 nucleotides. It is a transcript of the gene tral, whose product is annotated as protein LSM14 homolog car-1. The record is from RefSeq and is a predicted model, not a curated record. Gene Ontology annotation, molecular function: mRNA binding. The transcript is spliced from 7 exons. Lineage: Eukaryota; Metazoa; Arthropoda; Insecta; Diptera; Tephritidae. Gene Ontology annotation, cellular component: P-body. Gene Ontology annotation, biological process: cytoplasmic stress granule assembly; P-body assembly. The coding region runs from base 442 to 2190 and encodes 582 amino acids.